Leptosomus discolor (cuckoo roller) is the source of this 3731-nucleotide messenger RNA. The record is from RefSeq and is a predicted model, not a curated record. Lineage: Eukaryota; Metazoa; Chordata; Aves; Leptosomiformes; Leptosomidae.
GGGAGAGCACUGGGGUUGAUCCCGAUCGAUGGAGUUCACUCUCUAAAUCAGGAGAUCUGCCUAAGAAUGUGGUCUGCGUGGUGUGCUGGGGAAGAGAAGCGGGUCGGUACACGCACCGUGGUGGUCGGGCACCGUCCAGUUUCGGAAACAGAUGCGUACGUGGCACAGAAGUUCUGCGACAACAGGAUAGUCUCCUCCAAGUACACCCUCUGGAACUUUCUCCCGAAGAACCUUUUUGAGCAGUUUAGAAGAAUUGCCAACUUCUACUUCCUCAUCAUCUUCCUCGUGCAGGUGAUAGUGGACACCCCAACCAGUCCAGUGACCAGUGGCCUCCCGCUCUUCUUUGUCAUCACUGUCACAGCUAUCAAACAGGGAUACGAGGACUGGCUGAGGCACAGAGCUGACAAUGAAGUGAACAAAAGCAAUGUCUUCAUUGUCGAAAAUGCAAAACAAGUGCAGAAAGAGAGUGAAAAAAUCAAGGUUGGAGACAUAGUAGAAGUGAAAGCAGAUGAGACCUUCCCCUGUGACUUGAUAUUUUUGGCCUCUAGCAGCAUUGACGGGACCUGUUAUGUCACUACAGCAAGUCUUGAUGGCGAGUCCAAUUUCAAGACUCACUACGCAGUGCGGGAUACCACUGUACUCUGUACGGAUGAAGCCAUUGACGCCCUCACUGCCACGAUUGAGUGUGAACAGCCACAGCCCGACCUCUACAAAUUUGUUGGAAGAAUUAUCAUCUACAGAAGCAACCAAGAGCCUGUAGCCAGGUCUUUGGGUCCUGAAAAUCUGUUGCUGAAAGGUGCUACCCUCAAAAAUACCAAGAAGAUUUAUGGAGUUGCAGUCUAUACUGGAAUGGAAACGAAAAUGGCUUUGAACUACCAAGGGAAAUCUCAGAAACGGUCUGCUGUAGAAAAAUCUAUCAACGCUUUCUUGAUAGUGUAUUUGUGCAUCCUAUUGAGCAAGGCUACUGUGUGCACGACUCUGAAAUAUGUCUGGCAGAGUAAUCCAUUUAAUGAUGAGCCUUGGUACAAUGAGAAGACUAAAAAAGAGAGAGAGACAUUCAAGGUCUUGCGGAUGUUCACAGACUUCUUGUCAUUUAUGGUCCUCUUCAACUUUAUUAUCCCAGUCUCCAUGUACGUUACAGUAGAGAUGCAGAAGUUCUUGGGUUCCUUCUUCAUAUCUUGGGACAAGGAGAUGUACGAUGAAGAAAUAAAAGAGGGGGCGUUGGUCAACACCUCUGACCUGAAUGAAGAGCUCGGGCAGGUGGAGUACAUCUUCACGGACAAAACUGGGACCCUGACUGAGAACAGCAUGGAGUUCAUAGAGUGCUGUAUAGAUGGGCACAAGUACAAAGACUGCAUUUCGGAGGUGGAUGGCUUCUCUCAGACCGAUGGACCCCUAAAAUAUGGCAAAGCAGAAAAGAGCCGCGAGGAGCUGUUCCUGCGAGCCCUCUGCCUGUGCCACACUGUUCAGAUCAAGGAAGCAGACCAGGUGGAUGGGCUGAUAGGACAUCCAGAACGCAAAUACACCUAUAUCUCCUCUUCCCCAGAUGAAAUUGCUUUGGUGAAAGGCGCAGAAAAGUAUGGUUUCACUUUUCUAGGACUUGAAAAUGAUUUCAUGAAAAUACGAAACCAAAAGAAUGAAACUGAAAUGUACCAACUUCUCCAUGUGUUGAACUUCGAUCCUGUCCGUCGUCGUAUGAGUGUCAUUGUGAGAACCACCACCGGAAAGUUGCUUCUCUUCUGUAAAGGAGCAGACUCCUCUAUUUUUCCAAGGGUGCAGCAAGAAGAAAUCCAACAAACAAAAGUCCAUGUGGACCGCAACGCUAUGGAUGGUUACCGAACGCUCUGCGUGGCAUUCAAAGAACUAACUCAAAAAGAGUAUGACAAAAUUGACAGACAACUUAAUGAAGCUAAGAUGGCUCUGCAGGACAGGGAGGAAAAGAUGGCGAAGGUUUUUGAAGACACAGAAGCAGACAUGCACUUGAUUGGGGCUACUGCCGUAGAAGACAGGCUGCAGGAGCAGUCGGCAGAGACGAUCGAGGCCCUGCACGCAGCCGGCAUGAAGGUUUGGGUGCUGACGGGAGACAAGAUGGAAACUGCCAAAUCCACCUGCUAUGCCUGCAGGCUCUUCCAGACCAGCACCGAGCUUCUGGAGCUGACAGCAAAAACAGUGGGUGAGAGCGAAAGAAAGGAGGAUCGGCUCCAUGAGCUGCUGAUGGAGUACCAUAAAAAGCUGAUUCAGGAUGUUCCCAAAAACCGGGGAGGCCUGAAGAGAAGCUGGACGUUGAGUCAAGAGUAUGGCCUGAUUAUAGAUGGCUCAACACUGUCGCUGAUACUCAACCCUUCUCAGGACUCCAGUUCUAGUAAUUACAAAAACAUAUUUCUACAAAUCUGCUUGAAGUGUACUGCAGUCCUCUGCUGCCGGAUGGCUCCUUUGCAGAAAGCACAGAUUGUGCGAAUGGUGAAGAACACAAAAGGGAGCCCAAUAACCCUUUCCAUAGGGGAUGGCGCAAAUGAUGUUAGUAUGAUUUUGGAAGCACAUGUUGGAAUAGGUAUAAAAGGCAAAGAAGGACGGCAGGCUUCCAGAAACAGCGACUAUGCUGUGCCAAAGUUUAAACAUUUAAGAAAAUUGCUACUAGCACAUGGGCAUUUAUAUUAUGUGAGAAUAGCACACCUUGUACAGUAUUUCUUCUAUAAGAACCUUUGCUUCAUUUUACCACAGUUUUUAUACCAGUUCUUCUGUGGAUUCUCACAGCAGCCACUGUACGAUGCUGCUUAUCUUACAAUGUACAACAUCUGCUUCACAUCACUCCCUAUCCUGGCAUACAGCCUCCUGGAGCAGCAUAUCAACAUCGACACACUGACCUCAGAUCCUCAGCUGUAUAUGAAGGUUUCAGAUAAUGCAAUGCUGCAGUGGAGGCCGUUCCUGUACUGGACCUUUCUGGGCGCCUUUGAAGGACUCGUGUUUUUCUUUGGGGUUUAUUUUCUUUUUCAAAAUUCAUCGUUGGAAGAUAACGGAAAGGUUUUUGGGAACUGGACCUUUGGGACGAUUGUUUUCACCGUGCUGGUGUUCACCGUCACUCUGAAGCUAGCGUUAGAUACCCGAUUCUGGACGUGGAUGAACCACUUUGUGAUUUGGGGCUCCCUUGCCUUCUAUGUGUUUUUCUCAUUCUUUUGGGGAGGAGUCAUUUGGCCUUUCUUGAAGCAGCAAAGAAUGUAUUUUGUAUUUGCCCAUAUGCUGACUUCUGUUUCCACUUGGCUGGCAAUAAUUCUCCUGAUCUUUAUCAGCCUUUUCCCAGAAAUUCUUCUAAUAGUUUUAAAAAAUAUAAAAGAGAAGAGUCAUCAGAGCAGCAGGAAGGCACCUGAUUCAUUGUCGGCCAGACCUUCUAUCAGACCACUUCUUUUAAGAACGUUCUCAGAUGAGUCUAAUGUGUUGUAACAGACCGGCCCCUUUGAUCUGCCUAUGUUAAUCUCAUACAAACGUAUAGAGAAUGGUUAUGUGAAGACUGAAGAUGCUGUUACUAAUUUGGCAGAAAGAUAUCCUCUCAGGAUACUUUAAAGUGCUCCAUACAAACACUGCAUAUUGUCAUGCUGUAGGAAAAAACCAUGGUUUUAACCUAACAGUUCUCUUUAAUAUUGCCAAGUACAGUAAGCAGCCAUGCUGAUAAAGCAGUAGCCAGGACACUGGCCCCACAGUACUCGCUUGUCUUUGGGCUUGUGGCUUCCCCACCC